UUUGUGUUUGACCCGUCAAACACAAUCAUUUCAAAUGCUUGAGACUCGCAUUGCUUUGUGCAGAGGGAACUCUUUUGUCUGUGAGUCUUGAAUCUUGAUUCUUGAAGCUUGAGCUCUAUAAUACAUCAAGGGUUAAGCCCAACUCUCGAUAUUAACGGUUUUCUUGUUAUCUGGUUUUGUUUCCCUUUGAAAAAGCAAAGAGAAGAAACCAUGACCCAAAACCCACUUUACUGUUUAUUCCAUCUUUUUUCAUGUCCCCCUCGGCUGUAUAUAUGAGCCUGACAUUCCCUGUCUGUUGCAUUCAUUCCCAACUCAUCAUUCCAUUUGUAGCUUCCAAUAUCAUUUAUUCUUUUGUUUCUUGCACUUUUCUGCUCCCAUCUCAUCAUCAUCUGCAGAUUGUUCUUUUGUUUUAUAAUCCAUAUCAUCAUCUCCAAUCACUGUUCUUCAUGGAGAGUGUUGAAUUGAAGGUGGAGAUGGUGGGCAUACAUGAGAAAAGACUCAGGAAGUCUCUGUCAAAAUUGAAAGGAAUAGAAAAGGUAGAAGUGGAUGCUAAUAGCCAGAAGGUGGUGGUUACAGGAUAUGCACAUAGAAACAAAAUACUUAAAGCCAUAAGAAGAGGAGGUCUGAAAGCUGAUUUCUGGUCUGCACAAAAUGAACUUCUCAACGCCUAUGCCUGCAGUACAAGCUAUGGAAGCUUGAGAUUCAACAACUUCAACUUCUUCUAAGAGCUCUUUUAUUUUUUUUCUUUUUUCUCUUUAGGUGGGAUGGUAUACCAAGGUUGUGCUUUGUUUUGUGUUUUUUUUUCACAUACUUUUAUUUUUGGGGUUCCUGAUUCUGUUUCUCCCUUCUCUUUUUCAAAGGAACUGUCUCAUGAUGAUACAUGCAUAGAGACUGUAUAAGAGUAAAAUUUCUUCUUUUUAUUUCAUGUCCUUUUCAUUGUAACAUUUACUUUGCUAAAUCCAAGAGAGAAUCAGUUGGAAUGAAGAUCAAAUUUUGUUCUGCCA
Molecule: messenger RNA, 1004 nt
Organism: Hevea brasiliensis (rubber tree)
Lineage: Eukaryota; Viridiplantae; Streptophyta; Magnoliopsida; Malpighiales; Euphorbiaceae
Product: heavy metal-associated isoprenylated plant protein 30
Exons: 3
Coding region: 252-725 (157 amino acids)
Molecular function (GO): metal ion binding
Source: RefSeq, a predicted model, not a curated record